CUAACUGAAGCUGUUGUCAGCUUAGACCCGUGACUCCGCUGUUGCCGAGGGUUCGGAAGACGCAGAGGGGUGAAUUUAGGUGUCUGAUGGUUGCUUCUGGAGGGGUGUGUAAGACUCUUUGGCUGAAGAAAGCUAUUAAGCUUCUUAUGUGGGUGAUUUUGAAAAAAAUAGCAUUUCGGUUUUACCUGCUUGACUCCCUCUUCUCAAAUUUUAACUCCGCCUCCACAUCUGGUUGGUUUUGCACUGCCAUCUCUCCGGUUGGGGAGUGCUCUGUUAUUGUUAUUAUUGCUUAUGCGGUCAUUCUCUUGUCAUCCUCACUUUCAGAUUCAUUGGCAUGGUGCAUUAAUAGACUGAGUGGGAUUAAUGGGUAAAUAUGUUCUAGUCGUCUCUAAUCCUGGAUUAAAUACCAAAUUGAAAUUUCUAGCUUUGUGCAUAGUCUCUUUAGACGUUUUAUUUAAAAGUUGAUGACUGCAUGUUUCAAAAUCACUUGAAAUUCACGUUUUCUUUAUCAUACUCCCACUUUAUUUCUUCUCCCCUACCCCUGCCCCCCCGAAAUCCUCAAAGCGGUGAAAAUUUUGUUCUGAAGUUUUAUGGACCCAGAAGAAAAUUCUGUUCAUAAUUGUGGGACUAGUUUUGUUACCAGUAAUAUGAAAGGCUCUGAGUUUAGCCCGGAAAAGAAAAAAAAGGUUAAAAUACCAGCGAGGAGACUUCGUGAGGUAAUUUCUCCAAAUCAGGGAGAUAAUUCGCCUUUGCUGAAAGAUGAGUUGUGCCGUGUUCCUCCAGCGUUGUCUGCAAAUAAACGUCUUCCUGUUAGAACUGGGAAGAGCUUGAAUGGAACGUUAUGUGGUUCAUCAGACUUAACUUCUGCCAGAAAUUAUCAGCAGCCUCCAUUAGAAAAUCCCACUGUGUCAGAAAGUGAUUUUUCUAAAGAUGUUGCAGUGCAAGUGUUGCCUUUGGAUAAAACAGAAGAGAACAACAGACAAAAAGCAAAUGACAUCUUUAUUUCUCAGUACACUAUGGGACAGAAAGAUGCUCUAAGAGCAGUUUUAAAACAAAAAGCUCAAAGCAUGCCUGUCUUUAAGGAGGUAAAGGUACAGCUUUUAGAAGAUGCCAGCGCAGAAAAGGACCCUAUUAUUCAGGAGAGUAGAACUUCACCCAGUGGAAUUGAUUCAGCUGCAACUGUGGCUGCAGCAACUGCUGCCGCCAUUGCAACAGCAGCUCCACUGAUAAAAGUGCAGAGUGAGUUGGAAUCAAAGGUCAAUACUGUUACAGAAUUACUCAAUAAGUUACAGGAGACUGAUAAACAGCUACAACGCGUUACAGAGCAGCAGACAACCAUUCAGAAUAAACAUGAGAAACUACACUGCCGUGAUCAUGGAAAGCAAAUGAAUGUGUUUAUGGAGCAGUACAUUAGGCAUCUUGAAAAACUGCAGCAACAACAAAUAGAUAUUCAGACUCACUUCAUUAGUGCUGCACUCAAGACUAGUAGUUUUCAGCCUGUUACUGUGCCCCCUUCUAGAGCAGUGGAAAAGUAUUCUGUAAAACCAGACCAUUUGAAUUUUGGUAGCAGUAAUCUAUCUUCACAUAACACCUUUGCUUCCAAACAAGCACCUUCAAUAGAGGUUGAAGAUACCAAUUUUGAUAAACAGAAAUCUCCUUUGGAGACACCAGCACCCCGCAGAUUUGCUCCUGUACCUGUUUCAAAGGAUGAUAAAAUAUCAAAGAGGGAAAAUCCUACGGAUAAAAAAGAAAAUAUGGAGAUAUCACAUCAUACAGAAAAUGUAGGACUAUUGGAACAAAUUUUGAAUAGCUAUGAUUCUUUGACAAGAAUAAGUGAAUCUUCAGACAAAAACUUACUAACUAGAUCAAAAAUAGGAUGGAAUCCUGAGAGGAGAAACAGCAUUGACCCUCUAUCCACUCAGAAAUUUCCUUCCUAUGAAGAACUAGGAACAGCUAAAGUGACUGUGCAGAAGUCUGAUGAUAUUCUUCAUGAUCUUGGCCAAAAGAGGAAUGAAACAAAUGGCAUACUCCAGAAUUCCAUUAAGCUUCAAAUAACCAAUACGAGAUCCAUAUUGAAAGAUGCUGAGAAGAUUUUGAGAGGAGUACAAAACAAUAAAAAAGUACUUGAAGAAAACCUGGAAGCUAUUAUUCGUGCAAAGGAUGGAGCUGCCAUGUAUUCAUUUAUCAAUGCUCUAUCUACCAACAGAGAGGUAUCAGAGAAGAUUCGGAUCAGAAAGGCAGUAGAUAACUGGAUUAAAACUAUUUCUGCAGAAAUUCAAGAUGAACUGGCAAGAAAAGAUUAUGAACAAAAGAGAUUUGAUCAGAAGAACCAAAGGACCAAGAGAGUUCAGAACAUGAGUAAAGAUAUUAAAACCAACACACAAGACAAAACGGUAAACAACUCUGUAAUUCCAAGAAAACAUUCUCAAAAACAAAAAGAGGAGCAAAUUAGAAAUCCACCUACAAGGAGCAUGCCUGCUUCAAGCUUACAGAAAGAGAGAAAAGAGGGGUUUUUGAAAGCAACCACAGUGGUACAAGACAAGGAUUAUAUGUUACAAAUCUAUGGAAAACCAGUUUAUCAGGGUCAUCGCAGCACUCUUAAAAAAGGACCAUAUCUCAGAUUUAAUUCUCCAUCUCCUAAGUCCAGACCACAGAGACCAAAAGUAAUAGAACAAGUUAAAGGCACUAAAGUGAAGUCAAUAAGAACACAAACUGACUUUUAUGCAACAAAACCUACAAAGACAGAUUCUAAACUGCAACAUACCAUAACUACACUGUCUCCUGGUGAGCAGCAGUAUUUGUUCAGCCCAAGCCGGGAAAUGCCUACUUUUUCAGGUACACUGGAAGGUCAUCUAAUUCCUAUGGCAGUUCUUUUAGGACAAACCCAAAGUAAUAGUGAUUCCAUGCCACCUGCUGGAGUAAUUGUAAACAAGCCACACCCUGUAACAGUGACUACUUCUAUUCCACCAUCAUCUCGAAAAACAGAAACUGGAGUAAAGAAACCUAACAUAGCAGUUGUAGGAAUGAAGUCAGAAAAAAGGGAUCCUCCUCAGCUUACUGUGCAGGUAUUACCCAAUGUAGAUAUUGACAGCAUUUCAAAUGGUAGUGCUGAUGUUGGUCUAUCUCCGUCUUGUCCCAAAGAAGCAUCUCCUCCUCCUCCUCUGAAAACCUGGAUACAGACUCCAGAAUUUAUGAAGGCAGAUGAAGAAGAGGUGAAGUUUCCAGGAACUAACUUCGAUGAAGUAAUCGAUAUCAUACAGGAAGAGGAAAAAUGUGAUGAAAUUCUGGAAUACUCUGAACCAAUUCUGGAGUUUAACAGAAGUGUUAAAGUUGUUUCUACAAAAUAUAAUGGCCCUCCGUUUCCACCAGUUGCUUCUACUUUUCAGCCCACUACUGAUGUUCUGGAUGAAGUAAUUCAGAGAAAAGAAACAUUGGAAAAUAGCUUAAUUCAAUGGGUAGAACAAGAAAUAAUGUCAAGAAUGAUCUCUGGGCUUCUUCCAGUCCAACAGCAGGCCACAGCUGACAUCAGUGUCUCAGUCAGUGAGGCCAGUGAGCCAUUGACUUCUGACAUUGUGGAAGGAACCAGCAGUGGUGCCCUCCAGCUUUUUGUUGAUGCCGGUGUUCCUGUGAAUUCAGACAUUAUUAGGCAUUUUGUGAAUGAAGCUCUUGCUGAAACCAUUGCCAUCUUGCUGGGUGACAGAGAAGCAAAGAAGCCAGGUCCUGUUGUUACAAGUGUUUCUGGGGAUGUUUCAAUAAGCAAAACACACUUGCUGGCAAGAGUGUGUACCCCAGUGGCUACCCCACAGCCAACUCCUCCUCUCUCACCUUCAUCACCUCCUGAGGAGCGUGUGUUGGUAAAAACUCCAGAUUCUUCUCCCUGUGUUUCAGAUCAUGAUGUAGCUUUUCCCAUGAAAGAAAUAUUUGCUGAAGAAGGAAAUAAUAUGCCUCCCAUCACACUUGUUAAUACUCCAACUGUUACCCCUGCAACUACACCUCCUCCCGCAGCAGCUCUUACCCCAACUUUGUCAGAGACUUCUAUUGAUAAAUUGAAGAUGUCAAGCCCAGAGCUUCCCAAGCCAUGGAGUAAUGGAGACCUGCCACUGGAAGAAGAGAAUCCCAACUCUCUUCAAAAAGAACUUCACCCGAGAGCUAUUGUAAUGUCUGUGGCCAAGGAUGAAGAACCUGAGAGCAUGGACUUCCCUGCUCAGCCUGCACCUCCAGAGCCAGUUCCCCUUAUGCCGCUUCCUGCUGGCACCAAGGCCCCUUCCCCCAUACAGAUGUCAAGUUCAGAUUCAUCAACAGUGGAGAGUACCUUGAGCGUUACUGCCACUGAAACUGAAACCUUAGAUAGACCCAUCUCUGAAGGAGAGAUUUUAUUUAAUUGUGGUCAAAAAGUGGCUCGUAAGAUUUUAGGAGAUGAAGGACUGUAUCUGACAAACCUAAAUGAUAGCUUAUCCAGUACUCUGCAUGAUGCCCUCGAAAUGGAAGAUGAUCCUCCCAGCGAAGGACAAGUGAUUAGGAUGCCCCAUAAAGAAAUUCAUGCUGAUGCAAUUCUUUCUCUUCUUGCUAAACAAAACCAGGAAUCGUUAGUUUCACAGCAAAUGGUCUAUCAUUCAGAGGACUUGGAAAACAGUGUAGGUGAACUUAGUGAAGGACAAAGGCCCAGGCUGACAGCAGCAGCAGAGAACAUCUUAAUGGGACAUUCCACCUAUAUGCAGCAGCCUGUAACUAACGCAGAGUCUUCAGAUCAAAGAUGUGCUCCUAAGCCAUUAUCUCAGCAGUGUGACACAGUUACAGAUGAUAUUUAUGAAGAUUUAUGUGCUAGUCAUGGUCCAAUGAGUUUGGGAGAAUUGGAGUUGCAGCCAGAUCCUCACCUUGCCCUUCCCACAAAACUUCUGACAACACAAGAAGAUGAUGUUAAAUUAUCAGUAGCAGCUGAAGAUUUUCCUCAGUACCAACAAAAACAAGACCAAGAUGUUAAGCAAGUUGAACACAAGCCAGUUCAAAGUCGUUUAAUACGUGUAAGAAAUAAAUGUGAUAUUUCACUUUCACAGCAACAAGCUUCACCAGGUGAUAUGGAUCGGACACAAAUUGAGCCCAAUCUGUACCUAGCAUCCGUAUUUACAGGUGGUAAAGCAGUUCCACUCUUCACUUCGCAGACAUCACCUGCCAAGAUGUCCGUGACACCAGCCUCAGUGAACCUGGAGGACCGCUCUCAGUCUCUGAGCAUCAGCACUGUCCAGGGGGACACAGAGUCCUCGGGAACAGAUACCUUCUGAAUGUAAAGUGAGAGCCAGUACAGUAUUUGUGCUGCUGGUUUUGAGGUCAUUUUUCUCUGGCAUAAAACUAUCUCUCAGACCCUUUUGGUCCUUCAGCAUAUUCAGAAAAACAAUUUUUAAUUUUUUAUUAAAAUGAAAAGUGUAAUUUGGGUAUUUAGGUGACAUUUUAAAAUAAAAUAAUUUAAAUGGAUAUCAUCAUGAGUCUGUGUUAUUUCUUAGAAUCCUGAGGCAGCGUAGAAUAGUGGAAAGGGCAUAACUUUUGACAUCUAAAAAUUUAUUCUACAGAUAUAAUUAUCUGUACUUAGUUAUGAAAUUAAGUUGCUCAAGGUUAUUCUGUUUCUCUUUUAUAUAUACAUUCAUUUGUAUUAUUUUUUAGAUUACACAUAUAAUUGGUGUCAUACAGUAUUUGUCUUGUCUCACUUAUUUCAUUAAGCAUAAUAAUCUCUAGGUCUGUCCACGUUACUGCAAAUGACAAUGUUUCUUUUUUUUUAUGGCGGAGUAAUAUUCCAUUAUAUAUAUAUAUAUAUAUAUACCACAUAUCUGAGAUAUAUUGUUAAAGUGAAAAAGGCUAUGUGCAAUAUAGUGUAUGAAUUAUGCUACCAUCAUUUAAAAUGAGGUGGGAGGAAUCCAAAUAUAUGGCAUGUAUAUACACAUAUGCUUACAUACACAUAUUUGCUUAUGUAUCCAUUAAAUAUCUUUGGAAGGAUAGACAAAAAACAGCUAACUUGGUCUCCAAGGGGGGAGAUUGAGUGGCUAGGUGAUAGAGAGGUUGAGUGACAGGAGUUAGGUAUGACUGUAUUUACUGUGGAUUUUUAUAUACCUUACAUGUACACCUUAUAAAUCUUUAUAGUGUAUAAACCUCUGAAAUGUGAUUGGAUUAACUCUAAAAGUGUAAAUACAUAAAAUUAAAAGAAAAUAAAACAUGGCUUUGUAAUCAGACACAUGUAUGUUCUAAUUCCAGUUUCUUCACCUUGGUCUGUGAUGGGACAAAUAAACCCCUCCUUCACAGCUGCCUGGGUAAAUGGGUUU
Molecule: messenger RNA, 6308 nt
Organism: Globicephala melas (long-finned pilot whale)
Lineage: Eukaryota; Metazoa; Chordata; Mammalia; Artiodactyla; Delphinidae
Product: KIAA0586 ortholog
Biological process (GO): smoothened signaling pathway
Cellular component (GO): ciliary basal body; centriole
Source: RefSeq, a predicted model, not a curated record